Funneliformis caledonium is the source of this 736-nucleotide messenger RNA. NCBI's taxonomy places the organism in Eukaryota, Fungi, Glomeromycota, Glomeromycetes, Glomerales, Glomeraceae. The record is from the annotation of a GenBank genome assembly.
GAACUAGAAAAAAUGUUUCAAGUAAAAGUCAAAAAAGUUCGCACUAGCCGGCAAAAACCAGUUUUACGGCAAACUCGUUAUUUACAAAAAUCUCCAACUCGGAUUUAUACCAAAUUGAGAAAAAAGGCUUUUAUCCUUAAACUUAUAGCUAAUUCUAGUCGUAACACUAUUCUUAUCAAUUACCAAGAGAAGUUAUUUCCUAACCCACAAAAAACUCCUCGUCGACUUUUGAAAAUAAUUAAACCCCAAUCGGGACGCAAUAAUCAAGGAAAGAUUACUGUUCGUCACCAAGGAGGAAGGCAUAAACGAUUUUAUCGAAUUAUUGAUUUCAAACGUUAUGGUAAAGACAACGUGGAAGGUCAAGUCAAAAGUAUUGAGUAUGACCCUAACCGCAACUGUUUUAUUUCCUUGAUAAGUUAUCAGGAUGGUAGUUUUGCUUUUAUAAUUACUCCCGAAGGACUAAAAGUUAAUGAUAAAGUAGUCAGUGGAGAAGGAGAAAAUGUUCCCUUGCAAGUCGGAAAUAAUUUGCCACUACGUUACAUUCCAACUAAUACUCCAAUUCAUAAUGUAGAAUUAAAACCCAAAAAAGGAGGACAAUUAAUGCGGAGUGCCGGCACUUAUGCGGAAAUAACUGGUAAAGAAGAAGGUGGCAAAUAUGUGUUAGUAAAAUUGAUGUCUAAGGAAGUCCGGAAAGUAUUAGCAAUUUGUCGAGCCACUAUCGGCAAAGUAGGCAACA